CUCACAAGGUUACCUUGUAGAUUGCAGAAUGAGACUAUAUCAUACCGGUUGGCAACACCGAGGAAAUUAGUGACUCAUAGUGCGACCUCCGAGUUCCUCAGCAAAUAAAGUGUAUCUCGACUUCAUCUAGUACCAAGGCGUAGACGUUGUUGGGGGCUUUGACCAAUGUGAUGUUGGUGUAGCUCACGACAUCUGUGACAAAGCACUUGAAGUCGAUGAUGUGGUUGUGAUUCGAGCCAAGGUGGAUGUAGCAGACAAACGGACUUUGAAGAGAGUUGUGAAGAAAAUGACUACGUUAUUUGGUCAUUCUGUCACGUGUCUCUCACUUAAUAAUCUUCUUAUAGUGGCGUUCUUGGCUCGUGAAGAUCAACUUAUCAGCCAACAGAAAUAUACUGAAACUAUAUCGAUAAGCUAGAUUCCUCGCUAAAGAUGACAACUUAGCAGCGAAGAAAUGUGCGGUCGAUGCGAAGGACCAUUUCUAGUGCGUUUGGCAAGGUGGUCAUAAUGAUGAGAUUGUACGAUAGGACGUCACUCGAGCGCCAAAAUGUUUCUCGUAACAAUAUCCAUCAGAUGAUGUCUUCUAAAUCCACUAAAAAGAAUAUCUACAAGCUCAAUCAACAUAUAUUCGCAUUCUUGAUUUCUAGGUAUCGAAAGUGAUGCACCCGAGUGUUGAUGAUCACUCU
Molecule: messenger RNA, 683 nt
Organism: Plasmopara halstedii
Lineage: Eukaryota; Oomycota; Peronosporomycetes; Peronosporales; Peronosporaceae
Exons: 1
Coding region: 463-657 (64 amino acids)
Source: RefSeq, a predicted model, not a curated record